AUACGAGGCUCCAUUUAUUCGAAAUAUUGUAAAAGAAGUUAGUAGUAAAUUGAGUCGCAAGGUGUUGAAUGUUUCCCCCUAUUUGGUUGGAAUAGAUUCUGAUGUUGCAAUAAUUAAUAUGUGGUUACAAGAUAUGUCAACCAAUAUGAGGAUAAUGAUAAUUUAUGGAAUUGGAGGUGUGGGGAAGACAACCAUUGCAAAGACAGUUUAUAACAUGAACUAUGACAAUUUUGACGGAAGAAGCUUUCUUGCAAACAUAAAAGAAACUUCAGAACAAUUCAAUGGUCUGCUUCACAUACAAAGACAGCUUCUUUCUGAUAUCCUAAAAGACCUACCAAUCAAUAUUUACAAUGUAGAUGAAGGAAUGAUGAAGGUCAAGGAAGCUGUAUGUCGCAAGAGAGUUCUUAUUGUUCUUGAUGAUGUCGAUCAAAUCGAUCAAUUCAAUGCCAUCAUUGGUAUGCAGAAAUGGUUAUACCCAGGAAGUAAAAUAAUCAUAACAACAAGAUAUGCAAGUUUGCUUAAUGUUGAUUAUGAAGGUUGCUGGAUACUUAAAAUUAAGGAAUUGGAUGAUGAUCCAUCAAUGCAGCUCUUUAGCUGGCAUUCAUUUGGCCAAGACCAACCUCCUGAAGGUUUUGUCAAGCUCUCUAAAAGGGUAGUAAACUACUGCAGAGGACUACCAUUAGCUCUUCAGGUUUUGGGUUCUUCACUUCGAGGAAAAAGUGUAGAUAUAUGGGAAAGUAAAUUAACAAAGUUGGAAGAAAUCCUCGAUAGCAAGAUUCAAAAUUCUGAAAAUAAGUUGUGA
Hevea brasiliensis (rubber tree) is the source of this 802-nucleotide messenger RNA. Its product is annotated as disease resistance protein RPV1-like. The annotation marks the transcript as partial. Gene Ontology annotation, biological process: defense response. The transcript has a single exon. The record is from RefSeq and is a predicted model, not a curated record. NCBI's taxonomy places the organism in Eukaryota, Viridiplantae, Streptophyta, Magnoliopsida, Malpighiales, Euphorbiaceae. Gene Ontology annotation, molecular function: ADP binding.